Molecule: messenger RNA, 2925 nt
Organism: Aspergillus puulaauensis
Lineage: Eukaryota; Fungi; Ascomycota; Eurotiomycetes; Eurotiales; Aspergillaceae
Gene: CHO2
Product: phosphatidylethanolamine N-methyltransferase
Exons: 4
Coding region: 1-2925 (974 amino acids)
Biological process (GO): phosphatidylcholine biosynthetic process
Molecular function (GO): phosphatidylethanolamine N-methyltransferase activity
Source: RefSeq, a predicted model, not a curated record
AUGCCGCUCUCAGUCCCAACAACUUUCUUUCCUUCAACGCUCGAAAUCAUGGAUCGCGGCCUCUCAACAGGCGCCCAUCAUUCUGAUGAUGGGCUUCGGGAAAGAAAUGUGGCCGCUCAAUCUGACCUAAAUGUCAAUACCGAGAAAUCAGCUGUCUCAGAUGACAAUGGCAAGGACAAGGCUGGCAAGACCUUUGGUCGUACUCCGGAUGGCACGGUGUUCACUGUACCUCAAACCCAUGAUAUGGUCUCCCAGCUCUUGUCACCCUCCGAACCAAAGAACCUCUCUGAUCUCAUUGUAUUGACGAUAAUUGCUGCUCACAUUAUUCUGCUAUGGCAGCUUCCUUCAGGGGCCAAGAUCCCCGUCUUUGCGGUCAUCUACCUCUUCUGGCGCUCAUGUUACAAUGCUGGGAUUGGAUGGUUACUCCACAACCAGUCUCAUCACAAGACCCUCGUUCGUUGGGCUGAAAAAUCUCAGAUAUUCGUGAACCCUGCCACUGGCAAAAACCCCUAUUCUCAGCUAUACUACCUGAUCAAACGUGAACUGGAAACCAAAAUCCCCAAUGACUAUUCCUUCGAGGAAGCGCCGCUUGAGUAUAACACUUGGCUUGUCUUUAGACGCCUUGUGGAUCUGAUCUUGAUGUGCGAUUUCGCCUCUUACUGCCUCUUUGCGAUAGCCUGUAGUCACCACCCUGCUAACGAGAGCGUGCUGAUGACUAUCCUGCGAUGGGCUUCUGGCAUCGCGUUGUUCAUGUUCAACCUCUGGGUCAAACUAGAUGCACACCGAGUGGUCAAGGACUACGCGUGGUACUGGGGUGACUUCUUUUAUCUCGUUGACCAAGAGUUGACGUUUGAUGGGGUCUUUGAGAUGGCACCACAUCCCAUGUAUUCGGUCGGAUAUGCCGGCUAUUACGGUAUUUCGCUAAUGGCAGCGAGCUAUAAAGUGCUGUUCAUCUCUAUUAUCGCCCAUGCAGCUCAAUUCGCAUUCCUCGUGCUGGUCGAGAACCCACAUAUUGACAAAACGUACAACCCACCCCCACCGCGAAAACGUACUAUCAACGAACAGGACGCAGAGUCUACCCGAUCGCAGUCUCCGGAAUAUCCAAAUGCGCCAUCCCAGUCUGAAGAAAAUGUACCCUAUGCGCCAAAGUUUAGCAGCCCACCUCCAGCUGUCCACAACCUCCUAGGGCUCCACAAUCUAGAUCUGCAUAGAAUCACGGAUACUUCUUCCAUACUCGUCCAGUUCCUCAUGUUCUCUCUGACUGCUCUGACACCUUCGACACCCUGGUACCAGCUCCUAUUCGUGGUCAAUGCCGCUGUAUGGAGGCUCUGGUACUCAGUGGGCAUCGGGUAUCUUCUCAACAGACAGUCAAAUUGUAAAUCGUGGACCCGACACUUUGUCAAAUAUGGCGAAACUCCCCACGAGGCAUGGAAUCAAUGGAAGGGCACAUAUCACCUAAGCAUGGUUAUGUGUUACGCGAGCUUCAUUGCUGCUGUAUGGAAGAUGUACACACUCCCGUCUGACUGGGGCUACGGUCUUGCCAUCCUCCGCCACGUGCUGGGUGCGGGCCUGAUCUCCCUGCAGAUUUGGACCUCUGUGAGCGUCUACGAAUCACUUGGUGAAUUUGGCUGGUUCUACGGGGAUUUCUUCUUUGAUGAGUCGCCUAAAUUGACCUACAAUGGCAUCUAUCGCUUCUUGAACAAUCCUGAGCGCGUCCUGGGUCUUGCAGGUGUGUGGGGAGCAGUUCUCAUCACUACCAGUGGCACGGUCGCAUUUCUCGCCUUCCUAAGCCAUAUCCUAGGCGUGGGCUUCAUUCAAUUUGUGGAAAGACCUCACAUGCAGAAGCUGUAUGGCCGGAGCUUGCGUCAAGAUGCAGGUCUUGUUAAGAGCCUGAAGCGGUCUCUGCCGCCGCCUUUAAAGCAACUGCAUGGAAGCGUGGACAAGAUGUUCGACGAGUCAUAUGAGUUUAUUGAAGAUAUCAUCGAUACAGCGCGACCAAAACUGGCUGCCGGUGUAAGCUCAUUUGUUCGGGACACAACGGCACUUUUCCAAACUUAUCCUGCCCGUGUUACCAUUGCACGCAUCGACGCCGAUCUAGCCGGCUAUGAUCUGCGAGACUACUCUCUUUCGGUUGAAGCAAACUUUUUACCUCUUGAUGAAGGCGAUCUCAGCAAGGAGGGGGAUAACGCACAAACCCCUCCUGAUCGGCGCGGUGACUUGGAGAACCUGGUCCUCCCAUACGGCGCAACAGUAAAGGUUAAGUGGACUGCACCCCUCAAUCAUAGCAAAAAGGACUGGAUCGCUCUCUACAAGGUCACCGAUAACACGUCCCGUGAGGUUUCCCGCGUAUCCUCCCAAGGAAGAUGGGUUGCGGUCAACGAAGGCUCCUACGACAAUCUCACCUGCGAGCAAGGCAUCGUUACCAGCGAUGUAGUUGUUUCAACCUCCCAAGGCUCGAAUGGGGAAAAGCAUGACAUCGCAACUGGUGAGGUCACCUUCUCCGGAGAUAAGCUCUUCUGGACUCAAGGCGUCUUUGAAUUCCGCUACCACCAUAAUGGCAAGCACAACGUCAUGGCUCUCUCUAGACCAUUCGAGAUCCGCAUCCCCCGAUUCGAAGAGGAAGACCACUUCGAUAUGUCCCAAACAGCAGUCGAAAGGAGCAUCUUGCCCGUCAUCCAAAACUGUUUCGACCAGAACCCGGAUGUUGCACCUGAAACUGUGGAAGAGCAAUAUGGCAGCCUAGUUGAUCGGGAUGGUAAAUUCGCUAAGAGAGUGGUCUUCGCGGUUCACCAAAUGUUCGGCGUGGAAUUUGCCCCUGAAGUUGUCCGCUCGGAUGGAAACGUUCGCAACCUCGCCUGGAGAAUCUGUAACGCAAAGAGGGUCCUGCGUUCCGCAUCAUUAACCUCGCCCGCCCCCGAUACAUAG